AUGCUUCUUGCGCAAAAAAAUGCUGGGCCGAGCCCUAAAACAAUAAACGAAGCAAUCAGGCUCUUUUCAGGGUUAGCGGACUUUGAUUUUGAGCCUGGCUAUAAUGAUCAUGUAUACUUUCAAUAUUUGUCUAAUAAUAAAAAUGAUAUCUCUCUUCUAGGAGCCUAUCAUCCUGAAGAGAUUUAUUCAAAAUAUAUUAUUCGGGUAGCAGAAAAGGGUUUUACGGUAGUUGAUCAUCCAUCUGAAGUUUAUGGGUUUCCCGAUACUCACGAAUGUAUUGAUGGGAAUCUGCCUCUUCGCCUUGUUCUGGAUAUUGACGCAAGGCAGUAUUCUGAUCCCAUGAAUCCCGAACUCCCUUCCUUAGAUGGAUAUAAAAUUUCUCGCGAAGAUUUAUUAUCCAGAAUCUUAAUUGCCUGCACCGAUAUUAUAAACUCUAAUUUAAAUCAUUUCAUAAUAUUAGACGCUUUUGCCUUAGCCAGUUCGUCUAAUGCUAAUAAAUGCAGUUGGUAUAUCGUGUAUCCUUAUACCCGUUUUAUUGACUAUAGAGAUCUAGAGGGUUUUGUAAAAAAAGUCGCUGAUAAGCCUAAAUCCAAUUAUUCUGAAAUCUGGCCCCAAACCUUUUCCUCUGAGAAGCCAGAAAAAGAGGAAUUCCAACCCAUCGAAGAUAAAACUACCUUAAGCGUGGGAGCUGGCUUGGUUACCACAAAAUAUGGAUGGCUUAAGGUUGGCGACAUUAGAAAGGGAUUUAUUAACUUUCAAGCUCGGUCAUUGGAAGAAUGUCCCAUUUGCAAUAUCAAACACGAAAAAGAUCAGUUAUAUGGCUUUCUUCGAAGUAACGGCUGUUUUGUACUCAAAUGUUAUCGGCAGAAAAAUUAUAAACCAGAUCAUAAGGGAUUAGCGUUUGGAAAAGUGACCGAAGUUUCUGCAAAACCUAAGAGAGGAAUAGUCGAAAGAAUAGGUGAUGCUAUAUCAAAUCCACGUCCUCUUGUAGGAUUAUCAGAAAUGAUGAUUAAUGUAGAAAAAUUAAAGGAUGCUCCAGAAGUAUAUCCCAAUUUCUUGGAUAUUGAGAAAACAACAACACUUAUUCGUUCUCCCCAGGGACAUGGAAAACCAUUGCAUUAA
Molecule: messenger RNA, 1122 nt
Organism: Rhizophagus irregularis DAOM 181602=DAOM 197198
Lineage: Eukaryota; Fungi; Glomeromycota; Glomeromycetes; Glomerales; Glomeraceae
Source: RefSeq, a predicted model, not a curated record